Messenger RNA from Clunio marinus, 189 nucleotides. The record is from the annotation of a GenBank genome assembly. NCBI's taxonomy places the organism in Eukaryota, Metazoa, Arthropoda, Insecta, Diptera, Chironomidae.
AUGAAUAAAAUAUAUGAGAAUAAAAAGGGCAAAAUAAUCAUUCCUAGAUUAUUUCAAUGCAGAGACGGAAAUAUAAACUUUGACCUGUUAACUCUCAAAGAUGUCCUGGGAAAUUCCCUCGGCCAUCUCUGUCUCAGUGGAAAAUACGUGAAAGUAAAAUUUAAGAGCAAUAGAAGAAGAUAUACUUAG